AUGACGUGGCUGAUUCUGGCUGCACUGUGCCUGUUUGGAAGCUAUUCUAUGACAUCUGGAGCCCCAUUCCCGGGACACGACGGCGGCUACAGUGGCGAGGAAAUCGGCUACGGCGGACUCGAGAAUCUCCAGCAAGAGGGACACCAAAGUCAUCACCAGGAGUACGACUAUUACGCGUACCCCAAGUACUCGUACAAGUACGGCGUGAACGACCUGCACACGGGCGACAUCAAGUCGGCGCACGAGGAGCGCGACGGCGACAAGGUGCACGGCCACUACACGCUCGUCGAGCCGGACGGCGCCAUCCGCACCGUCGACUACACCGCCGACAAGCACUCCGGCUUCAACGCGGUCGUGCGCCGCACCGAGCCCCUCCACCAUGACAAGCACCACGAGCUGCUCGACCACCACCACGUGUAG
Molecule: messenger RNA, 420 nt
Organism: Schistocerca cancellata (South American locust)
Lineage: Eukaryota; Metazoa; Arthropoda; Insecta; Orthoptera; Acrididae
Product: cuticle protein 19-like
Exons: 2
Coding region: 1-420 (139 amino acids)
Cellular component (GO): extracellular matrix
Source: RefSeq, a predicted model, not a curated record